Phytophthora sojae is the source of this 2268-nucleotide messenger RNA. RefSeq lists its product as hypothetical. The transcript is spliced from 2 exons. Bases 1 to 2268 code for a protein of 755 amino acids. Gene Ontology annotation, molecular function: protein binding; metal ion binding. The record is from RefSeq and is a predicted model, not a curated record. NCBI's taxonomy places the organism in Eukaryota, Oomycota, Peronosporomycetes, Peronosporales, Peronosporaceae.
AUGGCCCAGUUCAAGCCCAAGCGCUGGCAGGUCGAGGACCAGUGCGGCCUCUGCGCCGCGCCCUUCACGCUCAUGAACGCGCGGCACCACUGCCGCCACUGCGGCAUCUCGGUCUGCGGCAAGCACUCGAAGAACAAGGUCAUCGUGCCCACGUCGCUCUCCAAGGUGCCGCAGCGCGUGUGUGACAAGUGCUACCCCAAGUGCCGUAGCGCGGCGAGGGGCCUGCCGCCGCCUCCUUCGCGGGACCUGCCGGACGACCAGCCUCGACGACACACGCUCGAGCGGGACUACGGCCACCGGAUGCGCAGCCCCCGAGACGGGGCCAGAAGGACGCUCGAGGGCGCGCGGCGUGAUAACAGGACGUGGAAUGGAGACGCCGACUACGACGAGCCGAGGCGCCUCAUGCGACGCGAUGUAGACCCUCGCGCGGCGCAGGAACGCCGCAUGAGGUCUCCGCACAGCAAAGAGAAGCCUGCGCGUGACGGAGAUCUGCAUCCUAAAGAGCUUGGGCGUGAGAGAGAUCCACGGGAGAAAGAGCGACGUCACAGGGACCCACGCGAGAAGGACCCGCGUGAGCGAGAACGAGAACGGCGCCAUAGAGACCCCCGUGAGAGGGAACGACACCCCAGUGAGAGGGAACGCCGUGACAGGGAUCCGCGUGAGCGCGAGCGGCGAGACAGAGCUCUGCUUGAGAGAGACCUGUUCGACAAGCCUCCGCGCGAGAGGUCUUCUCGGGACUCACCGGCUCAAAAAGAGCGUCACCGCAUACCGAGCACGGAGCCGAUCAGGAGCCGGAAGAAUGAGCAGAUGCGCAGUCCGGCGCCCAGUGCCGUCAAGCGAGUGAGCGACAAGAUGCGUGAAGAAACAACCUCGACAUGCCGCACCACCUCGUCGACAUUGAGCAAUCUCUAUGCUGCUAUCAACGCGACUGAGGAGGUCAAGGCAAAAGUGAAGGCGCCUCCACCACCACCGAAGCGCCCGCCACCGCGCAAGAAGGAGAAGGAGACGCCGAGUGCUUUUGCUGACUCGACCUUCUCCAUUUUCAGCCUCGCGGGGUCCGAUCACUCGGACUCGGGAGCCAAGGCCCGCGUGGCUAAGAAGAAGGAGGCGCGUCGACCUGGAAAAGGUCGGACCCAAGAAUCGAUGGAGAAGAAGGAGCACCUGGACUUCAGCGCUUCAUCCAGCAGCGUCAAGAGCUUUGAGGUGUCGGCGAUCACGCAGAAGUACCUGAACCCGAAGCCAGCGAAGGCGGCGAUGCAGAAGACUACCCUAAAGCCGAUGAUUGAGGAAGACAGUGAAGAGGAAUCGACUCGAGGACCAAGCAGACGUAAAGCGGUCCCGGUGAGCGAGAGAAAGGCAAAGCCGAGUCAGCGCCAGCACGACAAGAAGCUCCGCGGUGAAUCGCAUAAGAUGCUUCCUCCGUUCCAACGUGAGGGUAGAAAGCCAUCGUCUCAAAAUAGUGGCGGCGGCAAGUCAUCGCGCACGUCGUCUAUCUCUGACGACGACUUCGACGAAUUUAAGGCGACGCAGUUCUCGCUGAGCAGCGACAAUUUCUUUAACGCCGACGACGAGUGCUUCAGCAACGACGAGGACGAGGCGCUCGCCAAGCGUAUCGCUGCGUCGAGUCGAGAGAAGCAGAAGCAACAGCUAGAGCAGGCCACCAAGCUUCGGGCCAAGAAGGCAGCCAUCGCUGGAAUUGACCCUGCCAGUCUCGAGGCGAAGGAAAAGGCCCCCACCACUGCGAACUACAAGUUGACGGAGCAAGAUCAAGAGAUCAUGCGUCAGAUGGCGGAACUGGAAGCGAUUGUCCUUCAGCACCAGAAGGAGCUGCCGGACCUGCUGGACAUGUACAGCGAAGCCUCCAAGCGAGCGGAGAAGGCGCAGAAGGAGCUGCAGAAGGCGAAGGCGCGCGUGGCCCGAUACGAGAAGGCUCAUGCUACUGUGGCGCGAGCUAUUCGCUCCGGGCGACUGUACAUGAAGCAGAAGGAGUACAUGGCGGCAAUUCUGGAGCUUUCACGCGCCAUCGGCAUCGAGCGCUCGAACGCCACGCUGUGGUACAUGCUAGCGGAGUGCCGAUUGAAGGUUGGCCAGCCUGCCGCCGCCGAGGAAGCGUGUAUGACAAGUCUGAAGCAACAGCCUACUGGCGCGGGCGUGGCGCUGCUGGGCCGCAUCCUGCACGAGCGUGGGCGUCACGACGAGGCCAUUGAGUGUUAUUUAUCAGCUUUGGGGCGAAACGAUGAGAGCGAGGACGAACAAGGUAGUGAGUAG